This is a messenger RNA of Saccostrea cuccullata (small rock oyster), 547 nucleotides long. RefSeq lists its product as uncharacterized. Lineage: Eukaryota; Metazoa; Mollusca; Bivalvia; Ostreida; Ostreidae. The transcript has 3 exons. The record is from RefSeq and is a predicted model, not a curated record. The annotation marks the transcript as partial.
AUGGACCCCCGUACCAGUGCCCAGGAUGUGAUGCGAUGUGACCUGUACACUGGGUAUGGAAGCCUUUACAAUGUGGCCUGUCUGAGUGAUGAAAAAAUCUGGACAAGUGGAGAUGGCAACACCAUGGAACUCUACAGCAUCAAUCAGGGAUCACUACUCAAGUCAAUCACAACCAAGUCAGGGAAGACACCAGGUGACAUAGCAGUGACAAAGAGUAACUGGAGACCUUGGGGUGUCUGUAGUACCUCCUCUGGUGACCUCCUGGUUAUCAUGGACAGUGAUGGUUACCCAUACAAAACAAAAGUUGUCUGUUACUCUGGAUCCAGAGAGAAACAAACCAUUCAAUUUGAUGAUAAAGGUUCACCUCUCUAUUCAUCUGGUCCUUUUAACAGAUACAUAACUGAGAACAGGAACCUGGAUAUAUGUGUGUCUGACAUUAGAGCAGUAGUGGUGGUCAAUCAGGCCGGGAAUUUGAGAUUCAGGUUCACUGGACAUCCUCCUGCUCAAAAGAACAAACCAUUCACUCCACGAGGAAUCACCACAGACA